Rattus rattus (black rat) is the source of this 2375-nucleotide messenger RNA. It is a transcript of the gene Spata6, whose product is annotated as spermatogenesis associated 6. NCBI's taxonomy places the organism in Eukaryota, Metazoa, Chordata, Mammalia, Rodentia, Muridae. Gene Ontology annotation, molecular function: myosin light chain binding. Gene Ontology annotation, biological process: motile cilium assembly; spermatogenesis. The record is from RefSeq and is a predicted model, not a curated record.
GUGUCCGCGCCCCGCGCUCAGCUGCUGUUCGGGCGGGACCCAGGCUGGACCGCGGGCCCCGGCCUGGGGGCCACAGCUGCCACCUCCGCCGCCACCUCAUCUCCUCCCCGUCCCCGUCCCGCCCCGCGUCUUUCCGCCGUAGUCGGGCCGGAGGCCGGGGUCCCUCCCCGCCGUGCCACCCUGCGCGGAUGCCGAAGGUGAAGGCGCUGCAAUGCGCCCUGGCGCUGGAGAUCCGCUCUGUAACUUGUCCAGGAGUGGUGCUGAAAGACAAGGAAGACAUCUAUCUUAGUAUCUGUGUGUUUGGCCAAUACAAAAAGACACAAUGUGUCCCAGCCACUUUUCCCCUGGUCUUCAAUGCCAGAAUGGUGUUUGAAAAGGUAUUCCCGGAAGCAGUAGACCCUGGAGAUGUGGUUGCACAGCUUGAGUAUGAUACAGCAGUGUUUGAGUUGAUACAGCUAGUUCCACCAGUGGGAGAAACACUGUCUACCUAUGAUGAAAAUACGAGAGAUUUCAUGUUCCCGGGUCCAAACCAAAUUUCUGGACACCAUGAUUCAAACCGCCAGGUUACCAUGAGGAGGAUUUCUGGUCUAAGAGGAAUUGCUCCAAAGCUGGAAUUUUCUACAACUUCAGUGAUCACCGAAUGUCUGAUAAGCUCAAGAAAGUGCCGCACUCAGGAUAAAUUUACUUACCAUUCAGCUCCAGUUGAAAAACCCCACGGCAGACUGCAAUGUAGAACAUCAAGAUCACAGAAGAAAAAGUCCAAGUCACCAGAAAGGAGUAAAUACUGCAUAAACACCAAGAACUACGAACAGCCUACAAUUUCUUCAAAGUCACAUUCUCCAUCUCCCUACACAAAGAGACGAAUGUGUGAGCUUUCAGAAGACACCCGGCGGCGGCUGGCCCAUUUAAAUCUGGGACCCUAUGAAUUCAAAAAGGAAACAGAUAAGCCUCCAUUUGUGAUUAGACAUGUUGAUCCCCCAAGUCCCAGGGCUGACAAUUUUUUUGGAUCACCUGGCAGAGACUGUGAACGAGAUGGAUGGGUCAGGAUGCACAGUGAUCAUCCUCAUCUUGGCUGCUGCAGAGCCAAGGACUACAAGGUUAUCAGGUCACCACAUGGGAGAGACUUCGAGGAUCCCUUUGAAAGAUGUGAGGAAUAUUUGAGCCCAAGGACAUGCAGCAAGCCCCAGCAUUCAGCAAGGACCUUAUUAGUCCACUCAGCACCUUCAACAACUCCAAAGCAUUGUGCAAGCCCUGUGCUAAACAGAGCCUCUCUCAGGGAAAGAUUCCAUUCUGAUUGGUGUUCACCUCCAAACUGUGAUGAGAUCCAUGACCGGGUAAAAGAUGUCUUGAAAUCACAUCAAGCUCAUGGAAGACAUUUAUGUGAAGAGAGAGACCCAGAGAAAGAAGACGAACUGGAACUGAAAAGAAGUCUUUUAUAUAGAGACUCCGCCUAUGACAGUGACCCUGAAUAUAGCUCCUUUCAGCGGCCGCGUGGCUCUUUCCAUUUGGAUGAUGGUGAAUGCUGGUCCAACAGAGCAGCCUCUUGUAAAGGGAAAUCCCACCGACCCGUCUUUGAGAACAGCAUGGACAAGAUGUACAGGAACUUAUACAAAAAAGCCUGUAGUUCUGUUUCUCAUACACAGGAAAGCUUCUGAGACCAUCUUCCGUACACUGUAUGAGCGUCCAUGUCAACCUCUCAAUGAAAGCGUUUGAUGUCAUCUGUAUUUGUAUGCCUUUCUUUAUAACAGAUGUUCACUGAGUAACAGACUUGAACCCAGCAUAUUUCUUCAAAUGGUAACUUAUCACAGCCAAGCCUUUAUUACAGAAGAAUGUGCAGUUUCCAAUGUCAAAACUCUACAAUAUAGUCACAACUUCCAGUUUGUGACAAGGCUAUCCUGCCACGUUCCUAUCACCAUUGACAAAGUGAAGAAUAGGUUCUUUCUAGAAUGUUCUUCCACUAUUACUCUCUUAACUUUCCACUUGCUUGGCUAGUUAUCUUAUCUGGGUAAUAUUUAAUAUCAGCUUCCUGUUCUUAGUAAUGAGCAAAACGACAUUCUCUGCAGAAACAAAUUUUAAGAAUUUGAACCUGUGCUAACAAAUAUUAUCUACUUUUUCACCUUAGAAGAGGCUAUUGUAUUUCUUAGGUCCUAAAAACCAGUUUUCUUUGUAAAGCUCACAUAUACACUCACUCUUACUCUAGAAAACCAGUUGAGUUACCGCAACAACUAUGUAGCUAAUAUUUUAGUCUUGAAUUAUUUGCAAUAUUUUCUUCUUGAGAAAUACAUUUUGAUGCAAACAAUAAGUGAAGCAGUCUGUGUUAGUAAGCAUGUAGAAACUAAAAAUAAAUAAUUGAAAAUAAAAGAGUUGUAAUCUUA